Messenger RNA from Dipodomys spectabilis (banner-tailed kangaroo rat), 1233 nucleotides. It is a transcript of the gene Spred3, whose product is annotated as sprouty related EVH1 domain containing 3. NCBI's taxonomy places the organism in Eukaryota, Metazoa, Chordata, Mammalia, Rodentia, Heteromyidae. The record is from RefSeq and is a predicted model, not a curated record. The transcript has 5 exons. Gene Ontology annotation, molecular function: protein kinase binding. Gene Ontology annotation, biological process: negative regulation of MAPK cascade; multicellular organism development. Gene Ontology annotation, cellular component: membrane. The coding region runs from base 1 to 1233 and encodes 410 amino acids.
AUGGUGCGGGUCCGAGCCGUGGUCAUGGCCCGAGAUGACUCCAGUGGGGGCUGGCUUCCUGUGGGGGGCGGGGGCCUCAGCCAGGUGAGCGUAUGUCGGGUCCGAGGGGCCAGGCCCGAGGGGGGGGCCCGCCAGGGGCACUACGUCAUCCACGGGGAGCGCCUCCGGGACCAGAAAAUCACCUUAGAGUGUACCCUGAGGCCAGGCUUGGUUUAUAACAAAGUGAACCCCAUCUUUCACCACUGGAGCCUGGGCGACUGCAAGUUUGGCCUGACGUUUCAGAGUCCUGCAGAGGCUGAUGAGUUCCAGAAGAGUCUGCUGUCUGCUCUGGCUGCCCUCAGCCGAGGUUCACUCACUCCUUCCUCAUCUUCAUCCUCCUCUUCCCCUUCCCAGGACACCGCAGAGACUCCCUGCCCUCUCACGUCCCACAUAGACAGCGACUCCUCCUCCAGUCACAGUCGCCAGGAGACACCUCCCGCCUCCGCAGCCGCCCCCAUCAUCACCGUGGAGUCAGCUUCUACUUUCGGGCCGGCCAUGUCCCCCCAGCACCACCGUUCCUCUGCUCAGAGCUAUCCUCCGCUUCUACCUUUCACAGGGAUCCCGGAGCCCUCAGAACCUGUGGCUGGGGCAGGGGGUCCGGGCUGGGGUGGCCGUGGCUAUGAGGAUUACCGACGCUCGGGGCCACCUGCGCCCCUCACCUUGUCCACCUGCGUCGUGCGCUUCGCCAAGACUGGCACAUUGAGGGGCGCAUCUCCAGGUCCCCCAGUGUCACUACCUGCUCCUCUCACCGAGGCUGUUCCCCCAGCACCCCCGGCUCGCCCACCCCCAGGUCCCGGACCCACUCCUGUGCCAGCCAAGGCCUCCCCAGAGGCGGAGGAGGCUGCGCGCUGUGUCCAUUGCCGGGCGCUCUUCCGUCGGCGUGCAGACGGUCGUGGUGGCCGCUGCGCAGAGGCCCCGGACCCGGGUCGCCUGCUGGUGCGUCGUCUCAGCUGCCUCUGGUGCGCCGAGAGCUUGCUCUACCACUGCCUGUCGGACGCCGAAGGUGACUUCUCGGACCCCUGUGCCUGCGAGCCGGGCCACCCGCGCCCUGCUGCGCGCUGGGCCGCGCUGGCCGCGCUGUCCCUGGCCGUGCCCUGCCUCUGCUGCUAUGCGCCCCUGCGCGCCUGCCACUGGGUCGCCUCCCGGUGUGGCUGUGCCGGCUGCGGGGGACGCCACGAGGAGGCUGCGCGGUGA